Molecule: messenger RNA, 948 nt
Organism: Anastrepha ludens (Mexican fruit fly)
Lineage: Eukaryota; Metazoa; Arthropoda; Insecta; Diptera; Tephritidae
Exons: 1
Coding region: 1-948 (315 amino acids)
Biological process (GO): DNA repair; telomere maintenance
Molecular function (GO): DNA helicase activity
Source: RefSeq, a predicted model, not a curated record
AUGUACAACGAAGCUUUGAUAAUAAUUGAAGAUAUGUGUCUACGGAUUGCAAAUAAAACAUUAGUACAAUUGGGUAUGACCGCACCAGAUCGUGACAUGCAUGAUCUGUUUGAUCGUGAAUUGCAACGUGAGCAGGAAUUCAAUUCUAAUGAUUUGCGUUUAUUUGUACAAUCGAAUAUAACCAAAAUGAAUAUUCAGCAAAAACAUGUAUAUGACACAAUCAUGCAAGCUAUUUCCAAUAAUGUAGGUGGGUUAUAUUUUUUGGAUGCACCUGGUGGCACAGGCAAAACGUUCGUUAUAUCACUGAUUUUAGCCACUAUUCGAUCGGAACAGAAAAUUGCAUUGGCACUUGCAUCUUCGGGAAUUGCUGCUACAUUAUUAGAAGGUGGUCGGACAGCGCACUCUGCAUUAAAAUUGACAUUGAAUGUACAGGUGAUUGAAACUCCAACUUGCAAUAUUUCAAGAAAUUCUGCUAUGGCAAAAGUUCUGCGAUUAACGUCAAUUAUUUUAUGGGAUGAGUAUACAAAGGCGAAUAAAAAAUUACUAGAAGCAUUUAAUCGAACAAUGCAAGAUUUACGUGGUAACCAACAGCUUUUUGGUGGUGCUUUGAUAUUACUGUCAGGGGAUUUUCGACAAACAUUGCCUGUCAUUCCUCGGUCAACUCCUGCUGAUGAAAUAAAUGCCUGUUUGAAGUCAUCAGCUCUUUGGAGAUAUGUACAAAAAUUGCCACUGAACAUUAAUAUGCGUAUUCACCUACAAAAUGAUCCAGCUGCCCAUGAGUUUUCAAAACAAUUGUUACAAAUUGGUGAUGGCAAAAUACAAAUCGACAGAACCAACGGAUUGAUUACUGUACCGAACAAUUUUUGUACAAUUACGAAAUCGAUAGAUGAAUUGAUUGAAUGUGUUUUCCAAAUAUUCUUCAGAAUUACAGAAAUCAUGAUUGGUUGA